UGUGUGAGAGUGUUGAGUUUCGGUGAACUUUUCCCACGACUCGCCAUGUCAGGAGUGGUCCGCUCCCUGAGCCGCUGUCUGCUCCCGGCCGAGGCCAGCCGGGACCCGGGCAGCAGCAAGGAGGGGAGCCGGGAGAGGGAUGCGGCGCAGGAGCGGGAGGCGAGGCGCAGGAGCCGGGAGAUAGAUGCGAUGAUCGCCCGGGAGAGAAGAGCCGUUCGCCGGCUUGUGAAGAUCCUUCUACUCGGGGCGGGAGAGAGCGGAAAGUCCACAUUCCUCAAACAGAUGCGCAUCAUUAACGGGCAAGAGUUUGAUAAAAAAGCACUUCUGGAUUUCCGGGACACUAUCUAUGAGAAUAUACUGAAGGGCAUGCGAGUGCUGGUAGACGCCCGGGACAAGCUGGGCAUCAGCUGGCAGAGCUACGAGAACGAGAAGCAGGGCAUGCUGGUGAUGUCGUGGGAAGGACGUGUGGGCGGCUCGGGGGCCGAGCCAAGUGAGUUUCAGCUUUACGUGAUGGCACUGAACGCGCUCUGGAUGGACACCGGCAUACAGGCGGCCUACGCACGGCGCUCUGAGUUCCAACUGAGCGAGUCAGUCAAAUACUUCCUGGAUAACUUGGAUCGUAUUGGUCAACUGAAAUAUAUUCCCAGCAAGCAGGACAUUUUGUUUGCACGAAAAGCAACAAAAGGAAUUGUCGAGCAUGACUUUAUCAUAAAAAAGAUUCCUUUCAAGAUGGUGGACGUCGGAGGGCAGAGGUCCCAGAGGCAGAAGUGGUUUCAGUGUUUCGACGGGAUCACAUCCAUACUCUUCAUGGUGUCAUCAUCUGAGUAUGAUCAGGUCUUGAUGGAGGAUCGAAGGACAAACCGUUUGGUGGAGAGCAUGAAUAUCUUUGAGACGAUUGUCAACAACAAGCUCUUCCUCAACGUGUCCAUCAUCCUCUUCCUCAACAAAACAGACCUGCUGGUGGAAAAGAUUCGCACGGUGGACAUCCGCAAGUAUUUCCCCGAGUUCAGGGGAGACCCGCGGAGGCUAGAGGACGUACAGGCGUUCCUGGUGCAGUCGUUCAGCCGUAAGAGGAGAAACCGGGGGAAGCCGCUCUUCCAUCACUUCACCACUGCGAUAGACACAGAAAAUAUCCGCUUUGUCUUUCACGCUGUCAAGGACACCAUCCUGCAGGAAAACCUCAAAGAUAUCAUGCUGCAGUGACCUUCACACUGCGGACAAAGGCUUCUCUGACUGUAAACUGUGAAACCAGCCAUGAAUCCAGGCCUGGCGGACCCCCCACCCCGGCCCCCAGGUGCUGAUUAACACUGACCUGUGGAGCAGUCUGUGGAUUUAACUGAACUCUGAACCUGUGGAGCCCCGAGCUGACUCUGGACCUUUUUGGACUUUGUCGGCCCCUGUGGAAACUGUGAGGGUCGUAGGGGCCAAGACCCUGCAUUUAACCUGUAUAAAUGUAUAUGUGCUGGAAAGGCAGCCGACCUAUUGUAGCUCUCCAGUGUUCUCGCGUUUCUACACAGCUUAAAAGAUGUUGGUAGCACUUUCUACAAAGCCCUUGUUUAUAAUGUGUUAUACAUAUUACUGUAAUGCAUUAUAAUCUCAUAUGAUAAUACUUAUAAACACUCAUGAAUAUGCAUAGCACAAUAUCACAGAAUCAGGCAUUAUAAUGAACCCUGAUGUCAAGUAUAAUAAUAAGCAAACAAUGACCACUAACAGUAACUUAUUGUCUUAUUAUAAUGCAUUAUAAAUAUAUCACAACAAUUAUAAUACACUGUGCUCUGUGCAAAAAAGGUCAGUGAAUUGAAAAUAUUACAUAUUAUGAUGAACUUAUGGUCCGUGCUUAUUGAUAUAAAGCAUUAUGAAUAUGUUUGAGUGCUUAAAACUAUAAUUAUAAGCAGAUUCUGAAGUGCAUUAAAGACAUGGGUGUCUGGAAA
This is a messenger RNA of Eleginops maclovinus (Patagonian blennie), 1931 nucleotides long. It is a transcript of the gene gna12a, whose product is annotated as guanine nucleotide binding protein (G protein) alpha 12a. Bases 46 to 1203 code for a protein of 385 amino acids. The transcript has 7 exons. Gene Ontology annotation, molecular function: G-protein beta/gamma-subunit complex binding; guanyl nucleotide binding; GTPase activity. NCBI's taxonomy places the organism in Eukaryota, Metazoa, Chordata, Actinopteri, Perciformes, Eleginopidae. Gene Ontology annotation, cellular component: heterotrimeric G-protein complex; brush border membrane. The record is from RefSeq and is a predicted model, not a curated record. Gene Ontology annotation, biological process: adenylate cyclase-modulating G protein-coupled receptor signaling pathway; Rho protein signal transduction.